CUCCUCUAAACCGACGCGGCUAAUCUGUGCAGCUUCUCGGCCGUGCGAUCCGCGAAGGGUUAGCUUUAGAGCUCAGAAACCUUGCGCGUUCUCCGUCCGCGCGUCGAUUGAAAUCCGAAAAGCUGGUAAAACGACUCCAAAUGCAGUCAUCUCCACUCCUUCCCCAACUUCGUUUUCUCGCGUCACCUCUCUCUCUCUUCUUCUCUCUUAUAUAUCCUCUCCCUCUCCCUCUCCCCUCCCCUUCUCCCGCAACCCAGACCGGCAAACCAACACUAUGAUCGUGACCAAGGGCCGUCAACCUCUGGUCAUAGCCGCCUUGGCGGGCGUGGUCGUCUUCCUGCUCCUCCUCUCAAAGACCGCGGUACCUACCGCCAGCAGCAGUAGCGUGGCUCAGGGAAAGGUUGUUACCCAUGACGGCCACGUCUCCACCGACGCCAUCAGCGAUAUCCAAAACAGAACUCUUGGAUUCGGCGCGAUCCUCUUGCUAUCGCUUCCCACCAGAAGCGACAGACAGGACGCCAUGUCUCUGCUCGCCUCCGAGACAAACUUCACCAUCACAGACACAAUCCCGGGCGUUUUCUCAAAAGACGUCGACGAGAAGGCCUAUCCUCCCGGACCCGGCCGCGAGAAGAUGGCCACCGAGAGAUACUUCCCAUACCUUGGCAGCUGGAGAAGUCAUAUGAACCUCUUCCGUUACAUUGUCGAUAACAACAUCGAGUCCGCUCUUGUCCUCGAGGAUGAUGUCGACUGGGACUUCCACCUCAGAACACAGCUCUCCGCAUUCGCUGUCGGUCUCCGCCAGUCCCCUCUUAGACGCCCAUACACCGCUGAUGAGAUUGCCAACUACCCCUACGGUGCCGACUGGGAUAUGCUUCACUUCGCCGCGUCCAAGAUCCACACCGCUCCCGCCCCGCGUGACAAAGCGCGCACUGUCUACAACGAUCCCUUCCGGGCCCCCACCAGCGUCGUCAAAGACGCGUGCACAGAUCGGGGUUGGUUCUGCUUCAUAGAGUUGAUGAAGGACGCCGGCGUCGACGAAGGUAGACGCGCUAUCGUUCCUACUUUCGACACCGUCGGUCUUAGUGCCUUUGCUGUGUCGCUCAGAGGUGCCAAGCGUCUCCUUUACUACCUUUCGUACAAGGAGCUCGUCGAUACCCUCGAUCUUUCGAUUUCAGACGCUUUCCAGAAGGGCCAUCUUCGUGGAUGGACCGUUAUCCCUCCUAUUAUGGCUGAGUGGAAGACCAACGGAAUCGGCGACAGUGAUCUCAAGAUUUUCGACGACAAAUUCCCCAAGGGCCAGGGCAACUCCGUCGGAUCUAGCGCUGCUAUGCACUGGAGUAUGCGUGCGGGCAUCAAGAGCACCAUCGAGGGCGGCAGCUACUGGGAGGAAGAGGAGACAAGCUGGAAGAUGGCCUCCCAAGGUAUCAGCGGAGUCGCUGGUGCCUCCAGCCCUGCCAGCCUUGCCGCUCCGGCAGUCGCCGCCCCUGCGGCGGCCAAGCCAGUUGCCGCCGUCCCUGCUGCCAACCCCGGCAUUCCGGUUGCUGCGGUGCCUGCUGCUCCUGUUGUGGCCAAUGCUGCCGCUCCUGGAGAUGGCUUCUAAAUAUAAAGAUCAAUCUGAGAGCUGUAGUUUUUGGAGUGUCCUGGAUGUAUCAGCUUUCUGCAUGACAUUAUGACUGGUAGAGUUUUGUCACGUUGUCUAUGUUACUAGUUAUGCAUAACUUAAUACAAUAAUUGAAAUAAAUUUGAUAA
This is a messenger RNA of Myxozyma melibiosi, 1749 nucleotides long. RefSeq lists its product as uncharacterized. The transcript is spliced from 2 exons. The coding region runs from base 275 to 1600 and encodes 441 amino acids. The record is from RefSeq and is a predicted model, not a curated record. Lineage: Eukaryota; Fungi; Ascomycota; Lipomycetes; Lipomycetales; Lipomycetaceae.